This is a messenger RNA of Melanotaenia boesemani (Boeseman's rainbowfish), 586 nucleotides long. RefSeq names its product preproinsulin (gene ins). The record is from RefSeq and is a predicted model, not a curated record. The transcript is spliced from 3 exons. Bases 71 to 418 code for a protein of 115 amino acids. Gene Ontology annotation, cellular component: extracellular region. Lineage: Eukaryota; Metazoa; Chordata; Actinopteri; Atheriniformes; Melanotaeniidae. Gene Ontology annotation, molecular function: hormone activity.
CCUAACAGCUCUUUGCUGCUUCUGCUCUUCCUCAUCCCUCCAUCCUCCAACUCUGCAGCUCUCCUCCAACAUGGCAGCACUGUGGCUCCAGUCCUCUCUGCUGGUCUUACUGGUGGCAUCGUGGACGAGCUCCCAGGCCGUUGCUCCUUCGCAGCACCUGUGCGGCUCUCACCUGGUCGACGCUCUCUACCUGGUCUGUGGCAGCAACGGCUUCUUCUACAACCCAAAGAGAGACGUGGACCCUCUGCUGGGUUUCUUCCACCCGAAGGCAGUCGCAGCUGCUGCUCCGGGCGGCGAGAACGAGGUGGCCGAGUUUGCCUUCAAGGAUAAGAUGGAGAUGAUGGUGAAGCGUGGCAUCGUGGAGCAAUGCUGCCACAAGCCCUGCAACAUCUUCGACCUGCAGAACUACUGCAACUGAGCAGGACUCGGCCGGGCUUCGAUUAGCUCGGCUCGGCUAACGCAGCCUGACCCUCCCCGACCUCCACCCUCCUUUCUGAAGAGCAGCCAUUCGGAACUCUCCCUGAAAAACAGCUAAAGCCACCAAAGUGCUGAGAGACGGACGAAGCUAUUUUUCCUAGAAAAUAAA